Messenger RNA from Diuraphis noxia (Russian wheat aphid), 8151 nucleotides. RefSeq lists its product as uncharacterized. The record is from RefSeq and is a predicted model, not a curated record. NCBI's taxonomy places the organism in Eukaryota, Metazoa, Arthropoda, Insecta, Hemiptera, Aphididae. Gene Ontology annotation, cellular component: nucleus. Gene Ontology annotation, biological process: positive regulation of transcription by RNA polymerase II.
UCGUAUGGAAUUUUAUUCGGUCAUCAUUUCCACUGAGAAAUCAUUACAGAGGCAAGCUUAACAUGCAGUUGAACUACAAUAUACGGAUACACUAAGCAAAUCAAGUUGUUCUUAAGGCGCUAAACUUAAAAAUAAAAAAUUGCCUACUUCGCCAUAUACGAAGUUGGAAAAAGUGAAAAAAAAAUUAAAACUAUGCCACACAGUAACUAUACGUUUUUAGUGACGUAAUGCUAUUGCGCGUCAACUCGUGACCGCGUUAGUUUUAAUUACAAGAUAAUUAGUCUCAAGAUACGUUGAAAUCCGUGAUUAACUCAAAAUCUUAUCUGUGGYUACACUCGGAUUUGGGAUUUCUUCCUUGAAAGAGUGACCAUCAUUACAACAGCACCUACUAAUAAUAUCGUAAAAAAAAUUAUGAUACAUGAUUAAUAUUGUCAUAUUAUAAUGAAUAUCGGUACAGUUUUAGUUGCUUCUGCAGUUACGUACUGCAGUCGUGUUCUUAUUYCAUGGUCGCCGUAUUAAAUAUCGAGACCCAUUACAAUAACGUUAUGACCGGGAUAAAAUAUAAUUUUAGACUUUUGUUCAAAACAAACGAUUUUAUCACAGGCCGGGUAAUAACAGUAGCAGCGUCGUAUYGAACAGGUUCGCGAAUAACGUACGAUUUGUUAUUUCCGGUGGAUUACAUCGCAUAACAUUAUUAUCAUCAUCAUUAGUGUUGCCGUUGUCGCGAAUUACGUCUCGUCGGAAUAAUAUUGAACGAUCGGCGGUCGUCGUAGAAAGGAACGCCGCUUGUUGCCGCCCCAUUAAUGCGGGCGUACACGUAGUUGGUUGUCGUGACGGGCCACGUCCUCAAACGGUAUCGAAGUCGUCCGGUGCCCAGMAAACACCACCGUUUGUCGGCGAAUUGUUAAUCAUGGAAGAACCGACUCGCAUCCGUUGUUUACACGUGCCCGUGCUAUAGUCAUUUCUCAAACGUAGGCCGUAUAAUAGCGACCAGCGAAACGUACAACAAAAAACAACCGAUUUUUCAAUGACUCAACAAUGAUUAAUCGUGUAAUGAACGAUGUGAUCGGUUUCGUCGUCUGGAAAACAAUGAAAGGUUAAUGGCGAUUAUGAUUUGUUAUAAUAAAAACAAAAUAUUGUGUACAAUAACAUUGGUAACGUUUAUUCAUUUAUUGCACAAUGUGUGUAAAACUACAACUGUAGAACACGAAAACAAAAUCGUCAUUCGUCAGUGUUGUCGCAGGAGAGCUAAAAAAAAAAAAAGAAAAAAACAGCAACCGGAAACCGGGUGGCAACGUGACCAUGCUAAUCGCGAUCUUGUAAACAAGAAGCGAUGAUAUUGUAUCGAUACAGCUGCAGCAGUAACCCUUGAAAUGGAUCUUUGAGUCGCCGCCGUGCGUUUUCGUUAUCGCGUCGCCGACAGCACUGUAGAAAAGACGCGGGAAAUGACGCCGUGACAAAGGCGCCCAACGCGAUCGGACGAUAACCACGACAGUCUGAACGAAACCUCGAAACGCGACGCUUUCAGCGACUGAAAUAAAUGUUAAUACAGCAUAAUAUUAUUACUGCAUUAACCGCAAGAACGUCGCGACGCGUCGAACGAAUUCGGAGGACUGCCACCGAUGACGUGCCGACUAACGCGAUAGUGCAAUACUCCCCUCCCCCCCGUCACCACCCACCUGAAGCAAAACGGCAUUGAAGCGCUGCGUUUGUACGGCGCGCCGCGACAGGCACCACACCGCGCCCCGCGCACCAUCAACGGGUCAAUCGUAGWCCGUACGUCCGUAGUCUCGUCCGGCGUUCGCAUGCAGCACGAAGUUACGCGCCACACAGCGCUACACACGAGUUCACGACCACAGGCCGCAGUGAGUUGUUUUUCGCAUCAAUAAUGUCGUUCGAGUGUUUUGCCGUACGUUUAUUUCGUCCCUGACUGUCGUCGCUACGCUCGGUGCAUGUAUCCGGACUGCGUGCACGACUGUUGCAGAACACUUUCCCCGUUCGCGUAAACCGCUGGAUUUUCUAUUGUCCCGUCGAUCAUAGCUCGCGGGCUGAUAACUCGGUUUGCCCACGCGGAUUGUCGUCGAACACUAUGUCGUGGAUAUAAUGUGAUCGUUGGCGCGUUUUUCCUCCGGCCCUGACGAUAAUAGUGACCACAUGACGGCACGGUGGUACGAGUACCAUCGCCGUACCGCCCGAACCAGAUUUUUCGGUGGUUCACCUGUAGUCGCUCGCGUCCCUCCCCACCACAUUCCUCUAGAAUAACCGCCAUCUUUGUUGUUUUCUCGUUUGGUGAGUUCAUUUGUUACCGGACCGUGGUUGUGCGAGUACCUGCGUCCGUCUACUUUUCGUCAUAAGUAACGGGCAUAUUUUUAUUUUAUCGAAGUCAUGGGUGACGCCGACGACCCGUCUCGGGAUGUUAACCAACUCUCUCGGAAUGACGGCCCCGCUCCCGAAGAAGACAAACAUUACUACGACAAACUGCUGACGCACCUCCAGUCUUUCUUGCCGUUUCUCACUCAAGUUAUUAACAGCAGCGAACUAUUAGACAUCUUACCCGAUCGUGUGUCCAAGUUGCGGUAUUUGUACGAACUGGUGGACGCCAAAAGGUUGUCACCAGAUCGUCUAAAAACUUGUAAAAAAGUAUUUUAUGAUUUAUACGAUAACUACAGUAAUCCAUUAAAUUACUAUUUGCCUCCAGAUUUUAAAACUAGUUGGAUGCAAGAAACACAAUUAAAUGACGAAGAAAAUAAUGUAUCCUCAGAAGUAAGUUGUACAUCUAACGAAAGUAAUCAAAACCUAAAUGGUGAGCCUGAACAAUCUGAUGAAUUAUCAAUUCCAAGUACUAGUCAUGAAAAAAUAGUUAGCAAUCAAAUGGAUUGUCUCAAAGAUAUGGCACCAAAUAAUGAGAAUACUAUAAAUAAAAACUUUGAAAAUGUUGAUGAAACUGGCAAGCCAUCUUGUAGCAAAAAUUCAAUGAAUGAUUCUAUGCUUGCAAAGAAUGAUUUACCAGAGUUCUCGGACAGUCGUCUAAGGCUUAAUAAAUUAAUUGGUUUUGCGACCAAUGCUUCUAUUGAAAAGCUUAAUAAGUCUGAUGCAUCUAUUUCUCAUACCGACCUUACUACACAGAUUUUUGAUGAAAUGAACAAACAAAAAAAUGGUCCAAUUAUUUAUAAAAAUAUGUUAAAAGGUAUUAACAUGGAUGAUAUUGAUGUUAACUAUGUUAAAAAGGUAAUAGACGGUAUUAAAAAAGCUAGUUGCGUGGAACCAGUUCAGCCACCGCCAUUACCCCCAUCUGAUCUUAUGGAUUUAGGAGCAUCGAGAAUAAAUUUAAUAUCAACUACUGAGCCAAAUUCCAGUGAAUUAACUCAUGAUGAUGCAUCAUUAAAUAAAUCUACUAUUCAUACGCAGUUGAACACCGAAGUAAAUCAAAUGCGUAAAACAGGUUCAUCAAAUGAAACUAAACAAAAGAUAAUAUCUGUGUUAAAACCAGGUACUUUAAUUGAUCUCGAAAAUUCAAAAGUAGUUCGCUCUUCUUUGCAUAUAGAGUCUCUUAGACCAAUCAUUAAAUCAAACGAGAAAAACACUGAAAUUAAAACAUCCGUUGCUGACAUAACUGUCCCUCGUGAUCCAAGAAUAAGACGUAAAUCUUUAUUAUGUUCUGAAAGCAAUGUUAGUCCAUUUAAUGCAGUACCUGCAUCAGUAUCAUCAAAUGUUCAAUAUGGUUUUUCAACUAAUAUUCCAACUCCUUUCGCUCCAAACAGAGACAAUUCAUAUGCUAAAUUGUUUGAGACCAGAGCACAGGAAAUAUCUGUAUAUAGUGGUCAAAGUUCAGCAAGUCAUACAAUUAUUCAACAAUUAAAUCCACAAUAUUCUUCAGAACAUAAUGGUAACUCUAUUCAAUUUAUAAACAGACCAUUGUCUCAAAAUCAAAACAAACAUUAUCAUGGUAAUGAUGAUAGAAGAAAUGAUUAUAGUCAAUUCAGUGAUUCUACCAAAAUGCAUGUUAAUCCAUCCCAUACUGAGCCAUUGACAAAAUAUUGUGAUCCAAUACCAUAUAAAUCUCACAGUAAUGAUGUAUCGAAGAGAGAUCCAAGAAUAUUGAAAAAUUUUAAAACAAUUCAACAUUCUAAUUAUAAAGAAUAUAGAGAAGCCAARUCCAGAGAAAAAAAUAAAAACAAUAUGAACCAGGAUCAAGAUCAACAUCGUAGCCUAGUCAAUGAGAAAAUUGAAAGAAAUAACAUCAUUAAUUCUUCUUAUAAUACUUUUGGAACUGUAAAUGAAACAGCUAAUAUUAAAAAUUUCAAGAUCCCCAAAAUUAAAUAUAAUGAAGAACAUAAUGAUAAUAGUACAGAAGAGGACUCUAAACUCAAAACAUUUUGGGCUGAUAGUAAAAAUAAUAUAGAUGUUUUAAGAACUGAGAAGAAUUCCAAAAUACACUUGAAAGCUGAUACAUUAAGAGGUCAAAAUUUAGUAGAUGGUCAGAAAUCUGAAAUAAAAAAAAAUAAAACAUCAAAAAGAGAUUCCAAAAUAACUGAUAAAAUUAAUGAUAGCAAUGUAGAUAAAGACCUAGAAAUUGGAAUAAUCACGAAUUAUAAUACAGAAAAAGAUCUAAAAAUUAAAAAAAAUAUAUUGAAUACUGAAUCAGAAAAAGAUGAUGAUCGUCCAAAAAUUACUGCUAAUAUUUCAAGUAAAGUUGACAAGGAUGAAGUUGAUCCUAAAUCUGAACAAAAUACCAUUUUAAUAGACCCUGCUGACCAGAAUAAGCCCAAGAAACAAAAAAAAUGUUCCAAAGAAAAAGAAUUUGAAAGAAUUGUUAGAAAUGCCUCCAAGAGUUUAGAUGAUGAUGUAUGGGGUCCUAGAACAAGGACAAGAAGUUCCGUGAUGAAAAAAGAAGAAAUCUCAAAAACUUUAAAAGUAAACAACUCAAAGCCAAAAUUAGAAAAAGACAUUAUAGCAAAAAAUUAUAAUAAAUCAGAAUCUGGUGAAUGUAGUAAGAACCUUGAUAAUGUAUCAAUUCCUAACUUAGAAGUUGUUAGUGGACAGACUGAAAUCGGACAUAAUAUUAUAUCAUCUACAUCAAAGGAACAAUCAGGAGUCGUAAAUUCUACAACAACCGAAAUUAUAUGUAAAAGUCAAGAAGAAAAUAUUGUUUCUUCUAAUGAAAUUAAUUCUACUGCCGAUAAUACUUCUAAGAUUGAUGAGAAAACCAUUAUUGACAUUUUGAAAAAUCCAAAGUUUAUGUCUGUGAUGAGUAUAUUUCAAGAUAAAGAUAAAAUGGAAAAACUUAACAAAUUAUUAGAAAGUUCAGAUGUCAAUACCAACAAUGAUAAUUUAAGAAACAAUGAUACAUUAAAUAAACAACAACUUGAGAUUGAUAAAGAUAAAAAGAUAAAAAGAAAAAUGAAAAAAGAAAAAAGAAAACGGAGAAAACUGAUGAAGAAUGUUAGUGAAGAAUCUUCUAUUGAUGAAAGUAAAGAUGAAUUUUCAAAUGACAUUUCAGAUGAUAGUAAUUAUAAUCAAGCAGAAAACAUAGUUAUAAGUAAAAAGAAAAUUAGCCAAUCAAAUGAAUUAAACGUAGAAAACAUUAGUUCUUUAACUGAUCAACAUAAAUUAAAAUCUAUCAAACGUAAAAAAUCUAAAGAAAGCUAUGGCAAUUUUGAAAUUCUAAAAGAUAAAUGCAAACCUGAGUUAAAAGACUUAAAAAUUGUUAUUGCUAAAUUUGAUAAAAAUAUUAGGAGAAGUGAAAACUGUAAUUCAGAUAUUUCAAGUACAAGUGACGAUGUACAAACCAAUAAUCAACCAAAAAAUGUUGAAAUACCUCAAGAAAUUAAACCGAAGAAGCCUUUUUUAGGUCCAUUGAGUGUUAAAUUAGCUAGACAAAAAAUGGAAAUAGAACAAAAUAAUUCCCAAAAUGAACAAGGCUUAAAAAAUCAACCUGAAUUUGAAAUUAACAAAGUUCAUAAGGGAUCAAACUCUGUUGAUAGGUUUGAUAAAAGUAGAAAAUUAAAUACCGAAACCUUAACUAGUAUAAUGGUAGAACAACCAAUUGUUUUAAUUCGUCCUAUUCAAAAUCCUAAGCCGUUUGAUAAUGAAACCAACUCUAAUAAACCAGCUGUGCAGAAGUCUAAUACAUCAACAUUUAAUGCCAAUAAACCAGAAUUAAAAAAAGCUAGACUAACAGAAUUAGAUAAACUUCAUGCUGAUAUAAGUGAAAUGUAUGACUGUAAUGCGGUAUUAAAUGCUCCGAGUAUACGGCAAUGUAGAACCAAUAAACAAAUUGAUUAUGUAAAUACAAAUUUARUCAUGUCAAAGAAAAAGAAAACGUCUAAUAUUGAACAAUUAGAUUCAAAUGAUGAUCAAAACGAGUUUGUUCAAUGUGUAGGAAAAACAAAAAACACAAAAAAGAAAGUUAAAAAAACUAUAAUUAAAUUAAACACACAACAAAAAAAAAUUGGUAAAAAGUCAGUGGCAAACGAAACUUCAUCACCAGUAGUUGUAAAAAGUGCAGUUUUAAAUAAAAUGUCUAAUAAGAAACUAGAUAGUUUAAAAAAGAAGAAAAAGGGAAACAAGAAAUUUAAGAAGUCUAAUCGUAAGCAAAUGAAAGUAGUAUUGUUUGAUGAAUUGAAAUUGAAUAGUGUGUUAAAAAAUAAAACAUCUACAGAAAUAACAUCUAAAAUUGUCACAGAAAAUAAAUUUAAGGACAAAUUUUAUUUUCAAACUGCUGAUAAUUCUUUGGAAUGUAAAUUUUGUAAUUACAAGGAUAAAGGAUUGAAUAUUGUUCGUCAUUAUAAAGAUAAGCAUUGUGGUGAAGAAGUAUUACCAUCCAGAUUGUCCAAAAAUUGUACUGAAACAUUAAUACAUCAAUCUUUAAAAGAAAAUUUUGGAUAUCUGAAUUCUCAAGAUUCAAAACUAUUUUGUCUUCAAUCAGAGAAUAACUAUACUUGUGUUUUUUGUCAAUUCAUUUUUCUUGAUUAUUUUAAGUUUUAUGAUCAUAUUACUGGUCAUACUGGAGAAUAUAGGUACAAAUGUAAGAUGUGUGAACAAAUUUAUUCAAAUGAAGAUGAUUUGGAUAAACAUAUUUUAGAACACCCAGAAUAUGAUAAAACUGACGGAAUUUCACAUUUAAUAUUUCCAAAUCMAAUUCCGGGUAAAUACGUUUUUGGAUAUUUAUGUUCCUUUUGUUAUUAUGUUCAACUUAAUUAUAACAACAUAGUCAAACAUAUGGAAUCAGAACAUUUUGAUGAAGAUAAAAAAUUGAAUGGCCAUUGGACAGUUAUACGUAUAAGUAUGUCUGAGGCAGAUGAAAUAUACACAGAUAAUUCUAUUGAUAUUGAUAAUUUGGUAGGAUGUUUACCUCCUAUUCAGUCUGAUCAAGUUAUAUCUAAAAGUAAAGACGAUGGAGAGCAAAAACAACCAAAUCCUUUUUUUGCUAUCAAAAAAGAAUACAAUGAACAAAAUAUUGACAAAAUUCCACAGGAAUCAAAUAUUGAUGAGAGUCCGUCAGAGUUUUCUCUUUGUGAAAAUCCACCAAAUUUAACAAUUGAUACAAACUCACCUGAUUUAUCUGUUGCUGGAAAUCUUCCAGAAUCAAAUAUUAAUGAAAAUUUGACAGAUAUAACUAUUAAUACAAACUUACCAGAAUUAACUAUUAAUAAAGAUCCUUCAGAGUCAAAUAUUGAUGAAAAUCUUCCUAAAUCAGUUAUUCAUAAGAAUCCUCCAGUAUUAGUUAAUGAGAAAAUUCUGCCAGAGUCUAAUUUGCUUCACUUUUUACCAGAACAACCUAAUCAAUCCCCUACAAAAGAAUCAAGAAUCAGUGCUGACCAGCAUGUGAUCGAAUAUACUGAUUACACAAUAAAAGGGACAUCUAAAAAAUGUGUCUUGGCUGGGUUAAGUUGUGAAUUGAUAAAUUCAAUGUUAUUAUUCAAAUGCUCUGUAUCAAAUUGCCUUGAAAAUCAAUUUUCAACUGUGGUUUUGAUUGAUUUUUCCAAGCAUAUAAUUAAGAAUCAUCCAUUUGUAAUGUGGGAUGGAAAUUGCGAAGCAUGUCAUCAUAAACUCCAGAUUGUUUCUGAACAAUGUUAUGUAAAAAAUGCUUUAGAACAUUUAAUUUCUCAUCAUUUGAUUUUAAAGAAUAAUGAACAACAGCUCAAUACU